GUUUCCAAGGUCAGCCGUACAAAUUUUUAGCAAUGGUUACCAAGGUUUACGUUGUUUACUAUUCUACGUAUGGACAUGUUGAGAAGCUUGCUAAAGAGAUAGAAAAAGGGGCUGCUUCCGUGGAGGGAGUAGAAGCAAAACUAUGGCAGGUGCCUGAAACACUGUCGGAAGAAGUUCUUGGGAAGAUAGGAGCACCACCAAAAGGUGACGCUCCUACUAUUAAACCUCGUGAGCUGGCUGAGGCAGAUGGUUUGUUGUUUGGUUUUCCCACAACAUUUGGAGCUAUGGCUGCUCAAUUUAAAACAUUUUUGGAUGCCACUGUAAGCCUAUGGCGCAGGCAGGCACUAUCAGGAAAGCCUGCUGGCUUCUUCUACAGCACUAGUUCUCAAGGAGGUGGACAAGAAACUACUCCGUUGACAUCUAUUACUCAGCUUGUUCACCAUGGAAUGAUUUUUGUGCCCAUUGGAUACUCAUUUGGCGAAGGGAUGUUUGAGAUGGAGAAGCUGAAAGGAGGUUCCCCAUACGGUGCAGGAACUUAUGCUGGAGAUGAUGGCUCAAGGCAGCCAAGUGAGUUAGAAUUGGCUCAAGCUUUUCAUCAAGGAAAAUACUUUGCAGCCAUUGCAAAGAAGCUUAAAGGAUCUCUUUGAUUUUAAUUUAUCAUAAUAUAUACGCUGUGUGUCACCAUGUUAUGUGUUCAGUUCUGUCAAACAAAUAAGAUGUUGUAGUAGCAAAAAUAAAAUAAAAGUAGGUGUGAGAGUAAGAUGAAAAAUAAUUGUUUUCACUAUGUAUCUGUGAUGCAGUGUUUAAAAGUUGAUGUUUUUAA
Vigna angularis (adzuki bean) is the source of this 823-nucleotide messenger RNA. Its product is annotated as probable NAD(P)H dehydrogenase (quinone) FQR1-like 1. Lineage: Eukaryota; Viridiplantae; Streptophyta; Magnoliopsida; Fabales; Fabaceae. The record is from RefSeq and is a predicted model, not a curated record. Gene Ontology annotation, molecular function: NAD(P)H dehydrogenase (quinone) activity; FMN binding. The transcript has 4 exons. The coding region runs from base 33 to 647 and encodes 204 amino acids.